Molecule: messenger RNA, 935 nt
Organism: Aspergillus brunneoviolaceus CBS 621.78
Lineage: Eukaryota; Fungi; Ascomycota; Eurotiomycetes; Eurotiales; Aspergillaceae
Exons: 2
Coding region: 436-861 (141 amino acids)
Source: RefSeq, a predicted model, not a curated record
CUCGGAAUACAGAGUGGAGAAAACACCCUACGUGAACUUGGCCCUGACGCUAUCGGAGACUUUCAGUGCAGUGCGACAUGAGGAUGCGAUCUGACUCGCCGCGAUACAAAGAGGACUGUGAGAAUAUCCGUUCCAGUGAGUCGCUGCUGACAAUCUUCGUUCCUUCUUUGAUGCUAUCUCCGAUGCAAGCAAACACUAGCACCGUGGAGCAGGACAGAAAGAUCGCCGUGAUGAACAAUUCGAAUCAGAAUACAUGGCACCAGAAGUAUAGAAGGAAUCAAUCACUAUAACCUCCACCCAGCUUAAAUCAUGUCGAGCAUUGAGUCUCGGAACAUCCCCCGGUGAUCCUCAUUCCAGCUGGCAAAUUCCUGGAAUAUUGCAACAUCCGAGCCCCAUCACCUUCAGUAUUUACAAUAGAUACAAUCCCGGAUCCUAAUGCCUCCAAUCAACCUUCGAACCAACCCAUUUUAUCUCUCAAAGAGCGAAAGCUACAACUUCGUGGACCGGAUCUUCGCAAAGGCGGAGAUCCCCCACCGUCUGUUUGGCUGGCCGUCGGCCCACGAGUUCGGCAUGGAAUUCGGCCCCGUGCCGUCCGUCUCCUGCAGCUACACGCCCCCGGGGUGGAUCAUCCCCGACGACCACAUCGACGGCGCCAUCUGGGCGCUGCGGGCAGCGGGACUGCGGCCAUGUCCUCAGGGACGGAAAUGUCCCACGGUGUGCAGUCCCUGGCUGCCCCCGACGGAUAUGGACCAUUUCCACCGCACCGAGGGCGAUGCACAGGUCCUGCCCCAACAUCCGCAGCUGCUCCGGGUGAUUCGGCUCUAUCGGAAGUCGGAGUAUCUGUGGUAUACUGGCUUGUAGAACGGCAAGAGUUGGGGUUAUUCCUUUUAGUCGGUUUGGACGUUGAUUGAUCUACUGAAUUUCAUAAUAACAAG